GUUAUGCAAAUGUUUCUUUUUUCUUUUGGUAUCCCACUCAUCAAUUUAAAAGAAAAAGAAUCUUUUACAACCACAUCAAAUUAACCAUCUCAGAUAUUGUUAAGCGUAUAUAUUAGCGACUUGUUCUGAGUUUCCCUCUUUCAAAAUGAUUAAAUACACAUACUUCCUUUUUCCAAUACACACACAUUAAAAUGGCUACUGAUAUCGAUACUCUUGUCAGCAUGGGAUUCUCCCUUAAUAAAGUGUAAGACCUUUCUUACUCUUUUAAUCCGUAUAUAUUUAAACGCGUAUUUUUUUGGUUGUAGAAAGAAGGCUAUGAAAGCUACCAACGGUGCAGGCCUUCAACCUGCCAUGGACUGGCUUUUGAGUCAUCCUGAGGUUUCCGAUGAGCCAGAAGAAGAUGUUGCACCUCCUCAAGCCCUGGGUACUGCAUCAAGCAGUUCCCCCACACCUGAAGAUGAAGGUGAAAUUAAGGACGGUGAACAAACUGCACAUAGCUUAAUUUGCAACGAUUGUCAAAAACUUUUCCGUGAUGCAACGGGUGCUGAACGACAUGCUAUUCGUACUGGACAUCAAAACUUUGCGGAAAGUACCGAAGCCAUUAAACCUUUGAGCGAAGAAGAAAAGAAGCAAAAGUUAGCAGAGCUCAAGACCCGCAUGGCCGAGAAACGUGCGGCGCGUGAACAAGCGGAAAUUGCCGAGCGCAAGCAAGCGGAAAAGAUUCGUAGAAAAGCAGGACAAGAGGUGACCAAUAUUAAGGAGGCUUUAGAGGCCAAGGAGAUCAAAAAGAUUUAUGACAUGAAGAAGAAAGAAAAGGAGUUGGAAAAGGUGGCUAAAGCAAAGAUCAUGGCUCAGAUCGAACAGGAUAAAAAGGAACGUGCUGCUAGAAAGGAAGCGAAGCAAAAUGUUCAACAGGCUCAAGCGCAGGCUGACGCUUUGGCUGCUGCUCAGCCUGUAGUCAAAAAAGACUAUAACGAAGCUAGACUUCAGAUUCGUGUGCCUGGUUCUGCAGCCAUCACUCAUACAUUUGAUGCUACAGCCACUUUAUCCGAUGUACACACAUUUUUGCAAGGUCAAGGUUUAUCUAACGCCUUUGCAUUGUCCACUACCUUUCCUAGAAAGACAUUUGGAUCUGCGGACCAAACAAAAACAUUGAAGGAAUUAGGUCUUGUUCCAUCCGCUGCCCUUGUCUUGGUAUACGUUUAAAAAAGAAAAAUGUUUUGUCAGACAGAGUAAAAGAAAAUAAAAAUAAAAAAACAAACAAUAGCUUCCCAUCUUAGAGUAUCAAGGUAAACUUGUGUGCGUUUGUAGUUGAUACACUCUGUCGUUUGGUUGCGAUCGGGAUUCUAUGGAUCAUGGGUAUUUUAGGUCAUUUAUAAAGAAAUGGGACCUUUACUGUUCAAAUUAAACUUUUCUGUAAGUAAAGCCAAUGGAAGUUGGAUAAAUCGUG
Molecule: messenger RNA, 1450 nt
Organism: Mucor mucedo
Lineage: Eukaryota; Fungi; Mucoromycota; Mucoromycetes; Mucorales; Mucoraceae
Product: ubiquitin-related domain-containing protein
Exons: 7
Coding region: 316-1206 (296 amino acids)
Molecular function (GO): protein binding
Source: RefSeq, a predicted model, not a curated record